UCGUAAUUUCUAACAAACAAGAGUGUCUGGAUGCUGUCGUGUGGUGGAGUGGUCCUCUAUGGUGCAAUAGGACCCAAACGCAUGUGGGCAGGAACAGGAGAAAGAAGGGCAGGUGAAAGAACCGUUUAAUGGUUGGCAGGUAGGGAUGAAGAAGAUGAUGAUGCAGCAGGAACACAUCAAGACAACACAUCAGAGAGAGAAGAAGAUCCUGAAAGAUGCUGGCUUCUCUUUGUAAGACCACAUAAAAUUCUGCACUUGAGUGUUCAAAUGGAAUAAAUAAUAUUAAUGCAUCAGAAAUUGACAGAAAUUGGAUCAUAUUGGAUCUGUCUACAAUCGAGGGAGUACUCAGCCCCCUCCAGCAUGUCAGGGGUAGAGACCCUCACCCACUGUCACUAUGCUCUGUUGUGACUGAACCAAACAACACCCUGGACACAAAUGGCUGAAAUGAGCUUUCUCUGGGUGAGGAGCUCCAUCAGGAGCUGCACUCCUCCACAGUGUAAGGAGUCAGGGGUGGUUCUGGUAUCUGAUAUGGAUGUCUCCCAGUCACCUCCCUCUAGAGCACAGGUGUCAAACCCUGGUCCUUGAGGGCUGAUACCAAAUGUUGCUGUUUUCCCUGCUUCGACACACCUGAUUUCAACCAGCAGGUGAUUAACAGGCCUCUGGAAAGCUUGAUGAGCUGCUGCACAGGCGAACCACAAACUCAACAAAAGAUGAAGGAUGCUGGCCCUCGAGGACUGGAGAUUGACACCCCUGCAGAACGUCAUGGAGCUAGUUUAGAUGUGUGCUGGUCUGGGAAGGACCAGGGAUCCUCUCCAAAGACCUUGUGUAUUCCUGGGGUGAGGGGUGUUAUGCCUCCCUCCUGGAUCUCUUUUCUCCACAACAUGACCUUGGAGAGGAAAAGGGAUGGAUGGGUGGGUGGCUAUUGGGUUUAUAAUUGAUCAUACACAAAUGCUUAUAUCACAAGUAGUAAAUUAGGACUGUAACUCGCUGAAGUUGGUCUUUUAUUGCCAAACUCCCAAUCGGAAGUGGUGUCCGUGUGCGUUAUUUGUGCGCUGACGGCGCUACACAUCUGACAGAGCUGGGAUACCGAUUUGGGAACGUUUCGGCCCUUUCCCAGCCGCUGUAGCUGCGUCUUCCUCACGACACCGAGGUCGCCGAGGCGUCGCCGGGAUCAAGCGAGCCGUUCUGUCAGUGGCUUUGAAGUCAAACCGGAUACCGCUCGUGGUCCAGACGGAGCCGUGUUUGUUUAGGGUGGUGAAAUGAGGAGGGGGUGGAGAGUCGCCACAGAGACGCUGGGCUCUGGCCAAGCAUCGCCGCAUUUUAGCGCCCCUUCUCCUGCCACCUCUCCCUCCUUCAUGCUCGGGAUUUUGCAUUGAGCUGCAAUUGCUUCUUCGCAGAUCACACACACACACACACACACACACACACACACACACACACACACACACACACACACACACUGCAAGGUGGACACACACACACUGCAAGGUGGAAGAUGCAGCCCGUCUGAGGACACCCCCACCUCUCCCCCUCUCUACCAGAUAUCCGUCGCUGCCAUGACAGCCAGAGGUCUCCUCUCGAGCUCGGCUCGGUCUCUGGGAGAACAGGCAGAGUGAUUCGGGACGGUGGCUCGCAUCUGCGGAUGUCAUUGUGUCCGUGGAGCCUGUGAACACCAUCCGCGCAAACGCACCGAGAUUCCUACUCAGGGGGGGGAGACAAGACGGAAGGGGGGAGGAAAAUAUGUCCUCUCGAUCUGCGUUACCGUCUGGGAGCGACAGGAGCACAGGGGAACAUCAUGUGUCGCUGGGGGCCAGCCGUUCAGACAAGGCCACGAGCCAGUCCAGCCGCUCUCUGGGCGCCCGCUGCAGGAACUCCAUCGCCUCCUGCUCUGAUGAGCAGCCACACAUUGGCAACUACCGUCUGCUCAAGACCAUUGGCAAGGGAAACUUUGCCAAAGUCAAACUGGCUCGCCACAUUCUGACAGGCAGAGAGGUUGCAAUAAAAAUCAUCGAUAAAACUCAGUUGAACCCAACCAGCCUACAAAAGCUUUUCCGUGAGGUGCGAAUAAUGAAGGGCCUAAAUCACCCUAACAUAGUGAAGCUGUUUGAGGUGAUUGAGACGGAUAAGACCCUUUACCUGGUCAUGGAGUAUGCCAGUGGAGGGGAAGUGUUUGACUACCUCGUGUCUCAUGGGAGAAUGAAGGAGGUUGAAGCCAGAGCCAAAUUUCGUCAGAUCGUCUCUGCUGUCCACUACUGCCACACCAAGAACAUAGUCCACCGAGAUCUGAAGGCGGAGAACCUUCUGCUGGAUGCCGACGCUAACAUCAAGAUAGCUGAUUUUGGCUUCAGCAAUGAGUUCACUCUGGGAAACAAGCUGGACACGUUCUGUGGCUCGCCGCCCUACGCUGCCCCCGAGCUCUUCCAGGGGAAGAAGUAUGAUGGGCCCGAGGUGGAUGUCUGGAGUCUGGGAGUCAUCCUCUACACUCUGGUCAGCGGCUCGCUGCCUUUUGAUGGACAGAACCUCAAGGAGCUGAGGGAGCGUGUGCUGAGAGGAAAGUACCGAGUGCCCUUCUACAUGUCAACUGACUGUGAGGGAAUCCUUCGCCGAUUCCUGGUGCUCAAUCCAGCCAAGCGCUGCACGCUGGAGCAAGUCAUGAAGGACAAAUGGAUAAACACAGGGUACGAGGGUGACGACCUGAAGCCCCACAUAGAGCCUGUGGAGGACUACAGUGAUCCGGCUCGCAUAGAGGUGAUGGUCGGGAUGGGCUUCACCCCCGAGGAAAUCAAAGACUCUCUGCUCAAUCAGAAAUACAACGAGGUCACCGCCACAUAUUUGCUCCUGGGCCGAAAAGGCGAUGAGAGCAGUGAUGCCCGCUCUGCUAGUAGCCUGUCCUUGGCGAGGGUACGACCCAGCCCGAUCACUAACGGGACCAACAAACACUCCUCAGCCACUGGCUCCUCCUCCUCCUCCACCUCCUCUUCGCAUAGCAAGACCCAGCGCAGUGCCUCCACCUACCACAGGCAGCGACGGCACAGCGACUUCUGUGGGCCUUCCAUGCCCGUCAUGCACCCCAAGCGGAGCCCGACCAGCACGGGGGACCGGGAGCUGCGGGAAUGCCGGAUGCCUUCUCGUAAGGCCAGCUGCAGCGUUAUGGGGAGCCACAGCCUGCCCCCCUCCAGCCCAAUGGUCAGCAGUGCCAAUAACCCCAACAAGUCCGAGAUCCCAGACCGCCGCAAAGACAUGACUGCCACCACGAAUAACAUCCCUGGGAGCACCAUGACACGCCGGAACACCUACGUGUGCACGGACCGCUCGGGCGCUGACAGACACUCACUCCUGCAGAAUGGCAAAGAAAACAGCUCUCUGGGUCACCGCCUGCCUGCAGCUUCUCCCUCCACGCUCAGCAUCUCUGGAGCUGGAGCAGCUUCCUCCUCGUCCUCUUCGGACCGGUGCCGUUUGACCCGAGGGUCCACCAUCCGCAGCACCUUCCAUGGGGGACAGCUGAGAGACCGUGGUCCUCCCGUCUACUCUGCCCCACCCACAUCACCCACCCUGUCCCACCAUGAAGCCAGCCCGUUGCCCCAUGCUCGCACCAGGGCAACCUCCAACCUCUUCACCAAGCUGACCUCAAAACUCACUCGCAGGGUCACAAAUGAAUCUGAGGGAAUCAGGAGACUUGCGGUCACAAGUUGCCAUCUACCUGGGUAUCAAAAAGCGUCCGAGCCCCGGGCCAUCGGACGUGGCUGGAAUCUGAGAGGCGGUGGGCGGCGGGACCCUGCGGAGGUUGUUCUGGCUCUGCGGGAGGCAGCACUCGGAUGUGGCUGCCAGGUCCACCAUUCUGGCCCCUUUCUGCUCUCUUGCACCCAUGGCAUGGCAGGGGGCCGUGUGGCUUUUGAGGCCGAGGUGUGCCAUCUCUCCACGGGCACCUCCGACACUUCUAACGGGGUGCGCUACACGCGACUCUGGGGGGCACCGCUAGCUUUUCGGGACAUUGCCACCCAGAUCUCUAAAGACCUUGAACUUUGAGCCAGAGGGUUGUUUGAGUUUGCGUGUGUGUGUGUGUGUGUGUGUGUGUGUGCGUGUGUGUGAGUGAGUGCAGAGAGAAUUGAAAAAGAGUGUGUGGGGGGAUGGAGACAGGGCAAGGGGCUGGACCCUUUCAACAUACAACUACCCCCCGCCUUUCACAUACACACACUCACACAUUCGACUUGUAAAGACUGAAGCAGCCCCACCCCUACGUCUAACUCAGCCAGCUUGAUCUCCGAGCCACAGCAGCCGCUGGAUCUGGACCAGAGGGGGUCUAGCUGCCUUUUCUGUUCUAGCCAUAACGACUCUUUUCUUUUUGCUCCGAUCUUAGCUUUCAGCCACGGUCACCUUCAUUCCCUCGUUACUCAGACACCACUGACCACCCUGUAUUAUAAAUCCUCUCUUCAAUGCCAGUAACUUUCACCCUUUACUCUUUUUUUCCCCUUAUCAACAAUGACCUGCUGACCUUUGACCUCUUGGGAACAGUAACAUGCACAUUCGUGAAGCGAGCAGCUGCAUUGCUUUGACUGAUGUACACACAGCGGUGAUGCAUGCACUGGAUUAAGGUCAGGGGGAGGUGAUGUGUCUGUUAACAGCCAAUCAGAGGGCAAUGUGGAGAAAAGCUAUCCAACCAGUGAUACAAUCAACCUUCUGUUCUUAAUCCAAAGCUAGUUCCAUCUCAAACUCACAGCAUUUAUUUCAUUUACCUAUGUAACUUAUAUUUGAUGCUUAAAGAACACCGGGAUGGUGUGUGGAGGAGUAGGUGGGAUUUUUAUCCCCACAUCAUGGGUCUAGACCAGCGGUCUUGAACUAAAUUGGUUCAAGGGGCAAGAUUUUUUCCAGCAGACACCAAGAGGGCCAGAUGCUCUUCUCUUCUAGGGCCCAAAGGGUUGGGGGGCCGGGUGGAAAGGUCUGGUUGGCUGGAUGUGGCCCGCAGGCCGCCAGAUGAGGUUCACUGCGGUAGACUUUGGUUCCAAAGAUGCAACAUGGAGAUGCCUGUGAACGGGAUAUCGUAGCUUCAGUUAAACAAUAGAAUACCGGAUCUACUUAUCACGGAAAUCAGUGGGACGGAUACACUUGUCUUUUCUGCACGCCAGACGUUCUUGAACUGCUGUGUCUUUUAUACAGUCAUUUGGAUUGAAAUGUAAUUCUUAAGGUUUUUUCCUCCAUUCGUAGAAAGAUGUUCGCUACAACAUAAUACAGGGUUUUAGGUCUAAUCAGAAACUCGACCAGUGAUGGCUCCCUGGAAAACCGCUCUGAUUUUUCCAGUGAGUUUCACUAAACAAACAGCAGUUAUCUAAAUUCUGGUGGAGUUUUUCAUCUUAAAGCCUUCAGCAACUCAGCUGAAGUCAUCAGCCUUAUCCCUGGAAGCACCGGUCACCGCUCCUCAAACCAACCACUCCGGUUGUGAGUUUAGUUAAGUGUCAGUGCAAUGCAGCUCUUGCAUGGAUUUGGUCGGGUGCUGUGAUCUCACUCAUUACCUCCCACCGAUGGAAAACACCAAAAACACGGAUCAGCCAAGCAGCAAAACCCCCAGAGUCUGCACACACACCUCUCCACGCAGACCCAACACACACUCCCAGACCUGUUCAUCCUCGGGGCACAGGUACUAAACUGCUCGGUUGUUCUUGAUGACUGCUUGGGUCAGGGGAGUGCUCUGUCUGAAAAGGCAUGACGGAGGCAAUGUGGACAGUGUUUUCUUCUUCUUUGUCCAGUUGCCUUUAAAACCAACAGCCCUUCAUACAGUACAUAUUUAAUGUAAAAACAAAAACAGCUUUCUAUACUCCCUCCCAGUUUUUAGUGAAUACUGUACUGUGAUAUUUGCGUAGGCUACAGAAGUCAUAUUGUUUGGCUGCUGAUUUACUGUUAAUACUAUCUCUCAGUUGUGGCUUUUUUUCAUGGUGACCCAAAUCAGCCCAGUUCCCGCCCCAGCUCCCCAUCAUUCCCACCCAUCAGGAAUUCACCAACAGCUGUUCUUCACCUUCAUACACACCAAGAACUUUUUUCUAUUGGUCGCCAAGAGCAUCUGGCUUUGUUUCCAGAGAGGAACAAUGAGCCGUCAUUAACUCCUUCAUGUUGUUUGGCAUCUUCUCCGUCCUGUUUAGUGUGUGCUGUUUCUGGUAGUCUAACAGGGGAGGCUGUUUUUGACCUGCUCUCCUCCUCAGGUUAAGAAGCAGACACCAAAAUGGACACCUGGAGUCUGUCCCUGUCCUCUCCCUGGAUGUUUUCAUUGCGGUGUAUGUUAGCAUUAGGUAAUAUAGACCUCAAUGCACUUUGCUUUGACUUGAAUCAGCUCCUUCCAGUGUACCUGUUCAGGUAAUGACCAGAACUAGUCACUGGAGGGCGCCAAUGUCUUAAAUGUGAAACACUUCAACUUGUGGAUAUUUGCACAGGUACUUUAUUUAUUUUUUAGAAUAUUAUAAUAAAAAAUUGAUUUAUAUCAGUCAUUUGAUGGCUGUAUAUAAAAUAUAUGAAUAUAGUAUAUAUCUUAGAACUCAAGGUUUAUUUAUAGCUAGAAGAAGGGAAGUAAUACUAGAUUAAACCAGUUUCUGUCAGUGACAUGAGAGAACAAAACCAACCUGCAAUCCUGCAUGAUGACUUCAGGGUAUGGGUUUUAGUGGGAAUAAAGAAAAAUGAUGUACGCCAAGCAUUGGAGGCUUAAUGAAAUACAGACACUAUCAGUUUGUAGAACUCAAUUGUUCUGAAACAUUUUUCCUUUCCCUUUCACAAAGACCAACAGAAGGGCUCCAGUGAGGAACGGUGAUUUUACUCCACCUUGUUGCUAGAUGAUAGGAAUUGAACUGAACAACCCUGAAAACUACAUGACAUGUUCCAAAGCCCUGAGUUGAAACCAAGCCAUAGAAAAGUUACGCUACCGUCUUCUGAUCCCAACCAAGUAUCAGGCUAAGUGCUGAGUACUUUAGUGGGUGUUUAGUUUUCUUUCUUUUUUCGUAAAAUGGAAGAAAGAGGGUAACCAGAGUCACAAAGCUCAUUUAUAUUAUAAGGUGGAUGAACGUUGUCUGGAAGUGAAAUAUACUGUGAAUUUUUUUUAUAGUGUUUGUUGAACUGAGUGUUGAAGGGACUGCUAAGAGGCUGGUCUGGUAUGAGACACAACAGUAUUAGGACUCCAUGGGGCUCAGUGUUUUAAAAGGCACCGUCAUCUCUAAACUGCUACUGGAACAGUUGUGUUAUAUGCAAAAGAGACAGUUUCACUAUGGGUUCAUGUUCUCUGUCCUGCUGUUUAAUCCUUUUCCUCACAAGCGAACUGUAGACUGAGACUGGGUGGUUUUGGUAAAUGUAGAGAUCAUGGAGCUGAAGUUGAAUAAAAUUCACAGAUGUUGGUA
Messenger RNA from Nothobranchius furzeri (turquoise killifish), 7370 nucleotides. It is a transcript of the gene mark4a, whose product is annotated as MAP/microtubule affinity-regulating kinase 4a. Lineage: Eukaryota; Metazoa; Chordata; Actinopteri; Cyprinodontiformes; Nothobranchiidae. Gene Ontology annotation, biological process: intracellular signal transduction; protein phosphorylation; microtubule cytoskeleton organization. The record is from RefSeq and is a predicted model, not a curated record. Gene Ontology annotation, molecular function: tau-protein kinase activity; protein serine/threonine kinase activity; ATP binding. Gene Ontology annotation, cellular component: cytoplasm.